AUGCGAGCACUAUGGUCCCAGAUCCCCCGGCCUAGAUUAGGAGCUUCCUCCCCUCUCUAUGCCAACGACCAAGCGGUUGCAAUUCUAGUUCGCAAGACUACCACUGCUCCUCUCAAGCGACGCCUGACCUUCAACGAUGCUUUCACUCUCCUCCUCACUCCGGUUCUCGCGACCGCGUUCGUUGUCGACACCAGCUGGAAAGAAAAGCAACGCAGAGACUGGGAUAAGAAGAUUGCGGAAAUACAAGAUGAGAUAGAUCAGUUCAAUGCCCGGGAAAUACGAAUUUUGAGCUCUCUGCGGGUGCAGUCCACCUCUAGGAGUCUUCUCCAGCAGCGUCGGCAUUAUUCGGUCCUUGCGGAUCCACAACCAUGGGAAGAGCAAGACGAUGGUGUAGAAGAUGAGGGCAACUUGGGAGCUCCACGAUGGUCCGCCAACGAUACAUCUCACACAGUGAACGAACUGUCCGUCAACGAGAUACUCUCUACGUAUGACCAAGAAAUUCGAGAUUUCAUUCCCGACUUCGAACCUGACGACUUCACCUCUUCCUCCGAGCCUGCCAAGUCAUAUUCAGAUCAAGAAAUGUCAGCAGGGCACCGGUAUCAAAGGCUGAUAGCGACAAUGCUAGCCAUUCGGCUGAUCACCCACUUUCAUAUCUCUACAACUGCACGUCUGAUCCCUGACGAGGAGGAAUCGAAUCUUCAUCUUGGUACAAAACAAAUCCCCGACAUCGAUGAUAUUCCUGCGCUUGUGGCAAUGAACUACAAACUCAGACAAGAGCUGAAAGACCUGAGGCGCGCUUCACUUGAUCUCCACGGAUUGGGAGCCCAGAUGCAGAGAAUGUAUCGUGGAAGUCUCUUGAAUAUGCAACUGGUAGCUCUAGUGCAGGAUUUUAAAGACCAGAAGCUGGACCCUUUCGAAUUUGUGAAGGGUUACAGUACCUUGGUAUUGAACUCGGACCAAGUCCCAUGUACUGAAACGUAUGUCAAGAUCUUGGGCGCUUUAGGAAGGGCUGGAAAUCACAGCAUGGCCUACUACGUCAACAGUGCAUUGAAAAACAGCCUUUUGCCCUUGACCGAUAGCGCGGUUGGGCAUAUGUUGUAUCAUUAUGGCCAGAGCCGAGACACUCAGCAAGGCGAAAUGUUUUUACGACGACUUAUUCAAUCUGGCUCUCCAUAUAAUCUGGCGACCAAGUGGCAGUUGUAUCAGACCAGGAAUGGUACUAUCCCCGUACCAGAAAACCUCAAUCCGCAACUUCUACAACUUCUGGUAUAUAUGGCUCUGAGAGGUAACCAGCCAGAACGAGCGGAGAGCUGGUAUUCAUUUCUGAAAGAGAUCAACUACGGCGGCAGAGCCAUGUCGCAUCUCUUUUCAUCCUUUUUAUAUCAUUAUGCUCUAGUGCAGCAUUGGGAGAAAGGUCUCGUAUGGCUUCAAAAGGGCAUACUAGACGCCAUACAGAUCGCCUCAACAUCUUUACCGGGAUUGAGCAAGGUCAUUUUCAGAAUGCUUGAUCUUUGUGUCGCUUGCCGGAAACACGCCGAAUAUGCCACUAUUCUCGAUGCCGCUGUCCGUGCAGGCAUUCCCCCUCCACAACUCCAUAAGUAUCGGCGAAAGAGGUUUACGCCCAGAGCCCAGAGUAUUCUCCUAGAAUGGGAGUCUUUGGCAGCCGCUAAACAAGAUCCUGAGGAUAUUUUGCCACGUGACAGAGCUAUCAUGUUCCAGGACAUGUGCACACUUCAUGACUCUAGUCUUUUGAAAACUAUAUCUGAGAAUCACCAGCCAUCAGGGGAUGAGGAUGAGCUUGCGACAACGCUUCCAACCGCUCCUACUCCAGAUACUGUGGUACCGAUCACCCGUAGUUUUUCGACAGAUCUUGUUGAAUCAGAGGAAGGAUCGGAUCUAAGUAACAGCCUACUAAAGGACGAGCCGGGACCAAUUGCUGAGAUGCAAAAACAACUUGACACUGCUCAUUCAGAAUUCCAGUUAACCAAGGCACGAGCUGCGUCACAAAUGAGCGCCAUAGAUCUUCUCGAGCGGAAGCAGGACGAUCUAUUCGACCGCUUUCGUGAGUUUUCCCAAAAAUUGUCGCCACUUGAGCCUUUACCAGCGGAAACUACUGCACUGAGGGUAGAUAUCACUGCGCUAAAAGCAAACUCCACUACACUGAAGACUGAGUUUUCUAAACUGAAGGCUAAGACCACUAUACUAAAGGCAGAUACUACUGCACUGAAGGCAGAGUCCGCGAAGCUAAAGGCUGAGACCACUUCGCUAAAGGCUGAGACCACUACGCUGAAGGCUGAGAUCGCUACGCUGAAAGCAGCAAUCGCUACGAUGAAAGCAGAGAUCCUUCGACCGAGAGACUCGCCUGUACUUGAACCCUUGACACUACCUACGUCGACACAGCCAACAGCAGGCAAACCCACUGAAUCCGAAAAAUCUCCCGAAAAUAAGCCAUUCUUAUCACCUCGCAUGAUACUUCGAAAAAUAGUCGCGUUAAGCGCAGAACUAGCGGUAGCAAAAAAGACACCCACGCCUGAAUUAUCUUUACCAAGAAAAUUGGAGUUGGCACAGAUGAGAGUAGAACGAAAACAGCUCCAAAAACUUCUCGAAACCCAAAGAGCCGGGAAGGCUGAGCGAAGAGCAAGGACACCUGGUCUCGGCUCCAGGACGAUGGACAUUGAGAAGGGCGUCGAAGCGCCCAUUGACGAAGACACGCCGGAAACCCCUCUCCCAGCUACAGCGUCGCAGCCUCAACAUGACUCCCACGAGGAGAUGCCGAAUCCUUCGUCGGGCGCGACAACGCCACCUACGCCGAGUGCCAGUGCGCGACCCGACCGUCAAUCCAAGAAACGCAGGCCCGGGCCCGCCGAACAAUACCGCCUCGAUCUGUCCAACAUCGGCCACGCGAUCCCAGACAUCAAGGACUCGACCCCGAUCGGCACGGCCGGCGCAGCCGAAGACGAUGCCGACCUCGACAACCACGCCGUCAUCCGCCGGUAUUACGACGUUGACUUGGAGGCCGACAAGUGA
Molecule: messenger RNA, 3027 nt
Organism: Exophiala bonariae
Lineage: Eukaryota; Fungi; Ascomycota; Eurotiomycetes; Chaetothyriales; Herpotrichiellaceae
Exons: 1
Coding region: 1-3027 (1008 amino acids)
Source: RefSeq, a predicted model, not a curated record